Messenger RNA from Paramecium octaurelia, 1013 nucleotides. NCBI's taxonomy places the organism in Eukaryota, Ciliophora, Oligohymenophorea, Peniculida, Parameciidae. The record is from the annotation of a GenBank genome assembly.
CAUAUUUUAUGGCAAGCCAAUUGGAAUUCAAUCUUAAUCAGAUUCAAGUAGACUUCAUUCUAGGGAAAAUGCCUAAGGGGUAUUCUCUUUUGUAGUCGAAUCUCCUGAAAUCACGUGAAUAAAGAGUGGUAAAAUUUCCCUCCUUAUUAGUGGAAUAGCCGAAAAAGGUGAACAAAUACGAUGCUUCGUUCCAAAGCAACAAAUAAGAAGUAGUCGAAGAUAAAAGCAAGAGAUCUCAAAGAAUUGCUCCGAUUCAAAAGGAAUAGGUCAAAAUUCAAUUGGAUGAUAAUUGCAAGAAGGGAUUAUAACUCCUUCAAAAAUUCAAAUCCCAUCCAGCAUUUAAUGAGAUUAAUGCUUCUGGGUAUUUAAAUAUCGAUAAAAUUGAAGCUUCCUUCAAAUAGGAGGGUAUUACUUACUUGUAAAUUAAAAGGUAAUUUGAUGAAUCUUUGGAAUCAAAUUAGAAUCGCAUUACAAAGACUAACCUAAUCUGCUUCAUCCACCCAAAUGCAAGAUCAAGUCACUUUAUUAGAAAAUCACUUUUAUCAUGUUUUUAAGCCAAUCUAAAAUGAAUAAAAAUAAACACCCACAUCUACUAAGUAUAUCUUCAUCAUAACAUGAUUAGAAGCAUCCCUAUCAAUAACAAAGUCAGCUCAAAUAAAGUGAAGGAACCUUAAUCCUCAAAAAAAUAAGAUACUCACAUCACAUUCGAAGAAAAAAGAUAAUUGGGACAAUACAUACGAGAAUUACCUUAAGAACAUCUGAUGGGAGUCUGGGAAAUAGUGUAGUAAAGUGUUUAAAAUCAAGAAGCUGAAGAAUUAGAAUUUGAUAUUGAUUAAUUGCCAGCCAAAGUCAUCCGUAAAUUGUAUGAGUAUGUUCAAUCCAAAUUGUAUCAUAUCAAUUUAAUAACAAAUAGAAAAACUAAAAAGGUUAAAGUUGAUCCUUCAAUCAACUACAGCUCCUAAAAAUCAAACAACUAAGAAGAUAGUUCUUUUCCCUCUGAGUCCUCUGAUUGA